GUGAAUUCAGCGCGAAACUAACGUAAUUUGUUUAAUUUGAAAUAAUUUUUUAAUCUUAUAAUGUAUUAAUUUUUUAAGGGAUAUAAUUCACGUGUGCUCAUUUUUAGGGACCUCAUUUAGGGUGAUGAAGAAGAAAUGCUUGGUUGUCUUAGGCUUGCUACUAAUACACGCAGCUAAAACCUAUGCCAAAAUAUUGAAAGAGAAAACACGAAAUGAAGUAAAAAGAUAUGCACUUGAUAAUGGAGAGAAAAGGGCAUGGGUAUGUCACCCCGGCUGUCAAAGUUAUUGUUUACCUUCCUGCAAAGCAAGUUGUUGCAAACCUGGAGCCCCAGAUUACCACCCAGACAUGAUUCCAGCGAUUGAAUCCUAUCAAAAAGAGGUUGCGGAGCAAGCGAAGAAACAGUCAAUAAACCAAUCACCUUUUGCAUGUGGCCAGUAUUGUUCUCCAUCAUGCGCACCAAGUUGUAAUGCAGAUUGUUGCAGGGGAAUAUAUUCUUCAGCACCACCUCCUCCUCCACCUCAAUAUCAAAAUCAUGUCAUUGGACCCUUUGAAGCAAUAAUACAAAUGCCAUGUGGCGAUAGUUGUGCAGCACAAUGUGCCCCAUUAUGCAGUCAUGCAUGCUGUUUUGGUGGAACAGUGCAAAUUGAUCCUUCACAAUAUAUUGAAAUGAUGGCAAAUCAAAUGCAGCAGCAAACUCAAAGCUCUCAAACUCCACCACCACCACCACCUCCUCCUCCUCCACCUCCACCACCCCCACCACCACCUCCUCCUCCUCCUCCAAAACCCCCAAAAACACAACAUGUACUUAAAAAAGUACAAAAUCUCAAACCAAAACUAACUUUAAAAUGCGAUCCAAGUUGCGAAAAGCUUUGUCUGCCAUCAUGCGAUUUUAUGUGCUGCAUACCAAAAUACCUACGAAAUACUAAAUUUGCUCACUUAAAAGAAGGAUACACUAAACCAAGCGCGUCGUCAGCUUCAACAGGCCAAAGUUUACCAGCAACCUGCAGCGGUCAAUGCAGUCAUUCGUGUUAUCCAUCUUGUACCAAAGAAUGUUGCUUUUCUAAAAAUAGUCAGCAAAGUUUAUCACUUUCACAACCAGUGCAAAGUGUUUUACAACAAUCUUUUUAUAAUACAAUGUCACAAUUACCAACAUCUUGCUCACUUGGUUGUUCAAACGCUUGCGCCCCGUCAUGCACUCCUCAAUGUUGUUUUCCUAGUGUGGUAAAACCACCUAAAAUGAUUCAUAUUAACGUGCCUCCCAUUCACAUCACACUACCAAAUAAUUGCGUUAAUUUUCCUGGUUGCCAGCAGUCUUGUCUGCCGAAUUGCUUACCUGCUUGUUGCGCUGGACCAAAUAUUAUUUCUUCUCAACAAAUACAAUAUCCAAUUCCACCACCAACUUAUCCUGCUUCAUCUUGCCCAAUUCAAUGUUCUCAACAAUGCACUCCUUAUUGCCCUAGUUUUUGUUGUAAACCAUUGCCGCAGUUUUAUUCUCAAUCACAGCCUUCUCUGCCUUUUGCUCCACUUCCUCAAAUCCAACCACCUUUACCUCCUCCACCACCUCCACCACCUCCACCACCUCCACCUCCACCACCUCCACCACCUCCUCCACCUCCUCCACCUCCACCACCACCUCCACUAUUACCACCACCACCUCCUCCAUCUAUAUCUUCAUUUUUAGUACCUCCUCAAAGUUGUCCAAUUCCUUGUUCUCCUCAAUGUGCGCCAAGUUGUAGUGAAAAUUGUUGUAGCUCGCUUAUACCUUCACCGCCUGUAUUAAGAAUGAUUGAUACACCCGCAUUCUCAGCUACAACUACUUCACCUUUUGAAUGCAGUCCAAGUUGCAAUAGUAUAUGUGGACCAUCAUGCAGUCCAUCAUGUUGUAGGGCAGAGUCUACGCCGUAUGUCCCACCACCAAUGCAAGUAAUUGAUAUGCCUGUAAUGCACUUUACUAUGCCAGAUUUUGAUAAUCUUCAAACCGAAAAUGCAUUAUCUACUCCUUCACCUGUUCCUCAAUAUCCUAAUGUAAUGCCUGCUUCAGGAUGCCCAGGCGAUUGUUCUGAUACCUGUGCUCCAAACUGCAAUCAAGAAUGUUGUUCUUCUAAGCCCAUUGUAACAACAACAUCAAUGGUAACACCUUUUUUGGGGGAAAUAAAAUGUCCUCCCCCUUGUCCAGCUAGUUGUGCAAACUCUUGUACCGCAGCAUGUUGUUCAUCUCCUACCCCAUUUGUUGGAGAAAAAACCGAAGUUUAUGACAAAACAUGCCCUGGUGAGUGCUCAGCUUAUUGUGCUCCAGCAUGUACUCAAGAUUGCUGCGAAUCCACAUCAGAAAUGAAUUCAGUUGAAAAAGAAAUAGAUAAAAAUGAGGAUUCGUGCGAAGAAUCGAAUUGCAGCCAGCAAAAAAAAGAAGGUGUAGGGAGCUGGGAUAAAAAAUCAAAAUCUGUAAAACCUGUUUUGGAUGAUAAACGGAGCACUAUUCCAAGAGCAUACUAAAAUUUUAAGGAGAUCCUUUUAUCGAGAGUAAUUGCUCCAUAGUACGGACUGAAUAUAUGAACAGAAUUCUUUUUUCUAAGAUAUAUUUAAGUUCAAAGCAUAAAAACAAACUUAAACAUAAAGAUAAAAUCUUUAUUUUCUGUUUAACUAUGGUCAGUUGGUCCAUUCGUAAAUAAUUUGAAGGUUAUGCGCAUGAGCAAAGAAACUGUUUCUAUCAAAAACUAGACAAAACAAAUAGUUAAAACAAUAAAUUGCUAAAAUUGACAAAAGAUUAUAUAACUUUUCUUAUUAUUAUGGUUGUAAAACAUGUUUGUAUGAAAUGUUUAUGUAUAUAUCCUCAAA
Hydra vulgaris (swiftwater hydra) is the source of this 2836-nucleotide messenger RNA. Its product is annotated as keratin-associated protein 16-1. The record is from RefSeq and is a predicted model, not a curated record. NCBI's taxonomy places the organism in Eukaryota, Metazoa, Cnidaria, Hydrozoa, Anthoathecata, Hydridae.